Messenger RNA from Gasterosteus aculeatus aculeatus (three-spined stickleback), 1316 nucleotides. RefSeq names its product transgelin. The record is from RefSeq and is a predicted model, not a curated record. Lineage: Eukaryota; Metazoa; Chordata; Actinopteri; Perciformes; Gasterosteidae. Gene Ontology annotation, cellular component: actin cytoskeleton. Gene Ontology annotation, molecular function: actin filament binding. Gene Ontology annotation, biological process: actin filament organization.
UCUCUCUCUCUCUCUUUCUAUUGAAAGAGGCCAAGUGAUAUAUUUCAGACAGCGCUCGGUGUAGGCAGUCCUGUUUAGUGCACUCAGCAGGGAAGAAGAAGAGCGGGAACACAAAGCCUAACCCACCUGUAUUCACCUGAAAGCUACUACACCAAAACCAGCAUGGCAAACGUCGGUCCUUCUUUCGGUCUCUCCCGGGAGGUACAGAGCAAGAUUGAUAAGAAAUACGACUCCGAACUGGAGGAGAGGUUGGUGGAGUGGAUCGUCGUUCAGUGUGGCCCUAAAGUGGGCCAGCCGGAGCCGGCCAAGACCGGAUUCCAGAAUUGGCUCAAGAACGGAUGUGUGCUGAGUGAGCUCAUCAACAGCCUGUAUCCCACCAACAAGCCAAUAAAGAGCAUCAAGACCUCCACCAUGGUGUUCAAGCAGAUGGAACAAAUAUCCAUGUUCCUCAAAGCAGCAGAAAACUACGGAGUCACCAAAACUGACAUAUUUCAGACUGUAGACCUCUUUGAAGGAAAGGACAUGGCUGCUGUCCAGAGGACCUUGAUGGCUCUGGGUAAUUUGGCUGUGACAAAAAGCGACGGGUGUUACAAAGGAGAUCCCAACUGGUUCCACAGGAAAGCCCAAGAGAACCGGAGGGAUUUCUCAGAGGAGCAGCUGACUGAAGGCAAAAAUGUCAUCGGCCUGCAAAUGGGCACAAACAGGGGAGCAUCUCAGGCUGGAAUGACGGGCUACGGGCGACCCCGGCAGAUCAUCAACAACCCGUGAAUCCGUGAAGACGCUCCUUCGUCGGCCCUCUGAAAGGCCAGAGAGGACCACAAGGAGAAGUGUAAUCUGACUGUUUGCAAGGAUAAACUGGACUAAAACGGGAACCAAAUAGAACAUCUGCACAUACUUCAUGUCGAGUAGGUCUAGACAAAUAGAUACCUUAAAGUUAAGUUUUUCUUAAACAAGAAUUCCUUUUUUUUGCACGUUUUAACCCACUUAAAACUUAAACCUUUCACCUCAUUUUUGAGCUCUGGAAUUGAAUGAAACAAGUAGCUGCCUUGAAAGUAAGAAGUCCUAUUUGGUUUACAAUAAUGUUAAGCACAAAAUGUUUAGCUUGUUAGCUACAACAAACUAAUCCACUGACAUAGUCGACCGUUUAGUCCUUUUAAAACGUGAAUCGCCAAACAUAGAACACAGUUUGCUUUAACUGCUCCACAACACGAUCCGCAGUUAGAUUUGCGUUCAAUAUGUCGUACCUUCUUUUUAACGUCUGAUAACGUGAUGUAUACUGAGAAUGAUUUCGAAAUAAAGUUUGAUUUGCGUUUAAA